CAUGUGACAAGGGAAAGUCAAAACAGGAACAAAAUGGCUGCAACGGGCGACGACGCCGCAGCCAUGGACAGCAUCUCCAGGGCACCAGCGGCUCAUUUAGCGGCUCUGAACGCGGCUGCGAGCUCCAGCAGUCGCACAGUAGGCCCGGAGAAUGUGGCGGAAAGCCCGGUGGUUGUUCCCAAAAAGCCCAGUACAAACAGUGAUGGUGGUGUGGAGACGGCAGAGGAGGCUUUGGAGCCUGCAGAGCCCGAUAUCAAUGAGCUGUGCACUGAUAUGUUUGAAAAGAUGGCCAUCUUCCUGCAGGGAGAACUAACUGGAACUUGUGAGGAUUACCGUCUGUUGGAGAACAUGAACAAGCUUACCAGUCUGAAGUACAUGGAAAUGAAGGACAUCAGCAUCAACAUCAGCCGUAACCUGCAGGACCUCAACAACAAAUAUGCUAGCUUACAGCCCUACUUGGACCAGAUAAAUCAGAUUGAGGAGCAAGUGUCUUCACUUGAACAAGCUGCUUACAAACUGGACGCAUACUCCAAGAAACUGGAGGCCAGAUUCAAAAAACUUGAGAAACGAUGAGGGUGGGAGAAAAAAAGAGACUCAAAAAUGAUGGUGCCUUCUCACCUUCUGUAACCCUGCGUCACCGCCUUCUCUCCCUGCUAGUGGAGCCGAGAGCUGCGGGGAGGAUGUGAACUAAGACUGAAACAACAAACAGUCCGAGCCACUUUGACCCAUAGAAAGGACCCGGGAGGAAGCAGCUGAAGGCACAAGAAUUAGUACUGCAGUGCUUGGCUUAGAUUUAACUCCAGUAUUCCUGAUUUUGGCAGCAAUUGUGCAGCCAAGAUGAACGAGCGUGUGUGUACCCACAUUCUUUUGCAGAUACACUUUAUGUUGAAAAAUAUCAGCCUAAAUUACUAUCCCAUCUUGAUUGAGUGGUGGAAUCAGAAUAUACAAAUUUACUACUAGACACAAAGAAACAUAACAGAUUGGUAUUGAGACUUGUGACUGGAUAUAACAAUACUUUUGUCAUAUGUAGAUAUUCACAUAAUGAAGCAUGCUCAUAUAUGUGUUUUUAAUCCAGCCAGUUCCAGCCUUCUUAGUCUGAGCAUUUCAGGCACCCAACCUCUUGACGGAUACGAUUCCGACUUAGUAGCCUGCCAUGUACAUUGGGAUUCUUUUGUUUUUACACAUUUAGUUUUCUGGGCAGUGUAAAUGGUAGAACAAACUGGUUAACUUGUAUGGAGUGUGCUAUAAAAAAAUGGUUACGGUGUAGAGAGCAGCUGGUAAUCACACACUCUGUAGAGCAAGUUAAAAGUUUGCAGUGUAAAAUGAAAAAUUUGAUAUGGGUGAAUUAUAUUGUGUAAUGAAAGAUAUUUGAUAUGGGUGAAUUAUUGUAUUAUGUCUAUGUGGAAAUGUUUCCACUAAAAACUGGAGUUUCUAAAACAAAUAAACCAUGAUGUGCAUAUUA
This is a messenger RNA of Perca fluviatilis (European perch), 1462 nucleotides long. RefSeq names its product biogenesis of lysosomal organelles complex-1, subunit 2 (gene bloc1s2). Gene Ontology annotation, cellular component: BORC complex; BLOC-1 complex; gamma-tubulin complex. The record is from RefSeq and is a predicted model, not a curated record. Gene Ontology annotation, molecular function: gamma-tubulin binding. The coding region runs from base 34 to 573 and encodes 179 amino acids. Lineage: Eukaryota; Metazoa; Chordata; Actinopteri; Perciformes; Percidae. Gene Ontology annotation, biological process: endosomal transport; lysosome localization. The transcript has 5 exons.